CCGCCCCAUUUUUUGCUGAGGACAGGUUGCACUUUACGCUGAGAACAGCAUGAUAACGGAAUGGUGCUUGGUUCCUACCUAUGCCCCAGCAAAUAUCAUGCACCAACCACUUGCGCUCGAUGGCUCCCUCUCUUGUCUCGGCAUCUAUCCACCCAACCGACAGUGACCCGAUUGGUCACCAGAACUUUGAUACACCCCUCCUCUAAUAAUAAUCUUACAUUGAUGGUUCAACCAAAAUACCCCUGCUUCUUCCGUCCUUUCCCCGGAUUCCGAACAUCAUUCCAUCAUGCUCGAUAUGUCUCGUCCAUGUCGGCUCACCGUGCCUCCAACGACUCUGCCGUUCCCUACUCGAUCCUCGAGAAACUCGAUUCAACAUUUGAUAUCGACGAAAUACUUCAUCCUCGCACGUCCGUCGUGCCCUCCUCACCUGCCCCGUUGAACCUCCCAUCGUUGCCCUCAGCCGAUACCCAUGCUCUACACCAUUCGUUACAAGAGCAUGAUGUACAUAAAAGUCUAGAAACGUUGAUCGCUUGCAAACUGGCGUCAUCGGUCAAGGUCCCGAUCCAGGAUGAACACGCAGUGUACGAACGAAUAGCACAAUUACCGACGCAUGACAUUUCUCUACUGUUGGCACCUUGGAUUGCGUAUGCUGCACAACAGCCGCUGACCGAUCGCAACGGUAAGCUGAUAUGGAAAGUGUUGUCAAGUGCUACAGCGUUUUGGGAUACCCGUCAGCGCCAACAGUUGUUCACCGACCCGACACUGACGAACGAACGAUGGAAGUUGCUUCUGUUUAAUAAAUUGGCAGUCGAUUACGCGGAAUGCCAGCAUCUCGAUGUUCUGUUAUCCGCUAUCCCUCCCUCCGAUGCAGACAUGGCCCCGUUGCCAUUUUACAACAGUGCGGCAGCGAUGUGUUUACGGCAAGGACGCCACGAUCACGUUCAGGAGAUCAUGCGUUUGAUACGCGAACAGAAAAUUCAUCCUGAUGCUGCCACAUUCAAUAUCGCUAUUCGAGCCACGUUGGCGAAAAAGGAAUCAUCGUCCGUUUCCGAAGCGUACGAGAUUUACGACGACAUGAUCCGGCAACACAUCACACCGACGGCCGCAACGUACAAUACGUUGAUCAAGUACGCGUGUCGAUGGAAGCAAUGGGACGAGUUAACGCUGUGGAUGGAUCGAUUGGGAGCGAUGUCGAAAUUCAAUGCUGUCACGCUACGUAUUUUGUUGAAAUCGAUCGCCUCGGGUCUGUCAGCGCCGCCUUUGCUGUCUGCUUUUGAACGAGUGGCAGCGGCAGUGCCUGUGCAUGAAACGGUGCCUUUUCUUGAGUCGAGCAUCCGUGCUUUGCUACGCGGAAAACGGAGUUCCAGCGCUUUAUCGUUUUUGAUGCCUUUAUUUCGAAACAAUGCGUCGUUAUCCAUCUAUGCUUACAACCUUGCGCUUCGUGCGCUGACACAACAAGGUGAUUUGGAUGGGGCUUACCAUUUGCUGCAACGCAUGGUGGCCGGAAAAGCGAAUGUGCCAUUCCCCAACGUAGCGAGUUUUACCGUUCUGAUUCAUGCGUACAUUCGCCGGUCGUCUGAUCACGACGUGGAUCUGACCAAGAUUUAUGACCUGUACCAUCAAAUGCGGUCCUUGAAUAUUCCAUGUAACCUGCAUCUGCGGUCAGUGCUCCUGUUUGGAUUAGUGCAAUCCGAAUUCGCGGAUAUCCGUCGAACCACUCAACUGUUUAAAGCACUUGUGGCCGAUUCCCCCCAUCCCGCACCGACGGACGCGCGUCAUCCUUCCAAAUUACCCCAGAUGGAAACACAAACGGUGAUGUAUAAUAUGAUGAUGGAUGCGUAUUUCCUUCGUUACCAUCGCAUGCGAUCACACGAUUCUAUACCUCAGGAACCGUAUCUACUGUUACAGCAAGCUGUCAAGGAAGGACUGCCGCUUCUCCCAUCAACUUUGAACAUUUGGGUUCGUGGGUUGUGUCUGUUCAAGGAUCUGAAUGCGGCCGAGAAAAUGGUGAAUUGGUUCGCUUCAAAGGACAUUCGCAUGAACGAACGCACACUGUGGUAUUUGGUGAAGACGGCUCAACAGAUGGGCCAACGUGGUCGAGCGCGCGAAUGGAUUCGCCAAUUUGAAAAAUCGGGCAAAGUCAUCCAAGGAGAAGGGCUUUUGUCUCUUAAAGACCAUUUGUACGGUCGUCGUGUAUCAUAAAAUGUAGAAAAAAAUCAACAGACGAAAAAUAGACUUGUACUUUUUUUAUGUAUUUUUUUUUCAGUAAUUAGGGUUUUUUUUUCGAGAGGGACGAGUUGAUUUAAUUAUAAAAUGUUUUCAUUGAUG
Radiomyces spectabilis is the source of this 2328-nucleotide messenger RNA. RefSeq lists its product as uncharacterized. Lineage: Eukaryota; Fungi; Mucoromycota; Mucoromycetes; Mucorales; Radiomycetaceae. The transcript has a single exon. The record is from RefSeq and is a predicted model, not a curated record. Gene Ontology annotation, molecular function: protein binding. Bases 61 to 2202 code for a protein of 713 amino acids.